AGAGAAGUGGCGAGUGCCAGCGAGUGCCAGCAGCGCCAGCCACGGCGCCAAAUGAGAGCACGUGGUUUUGUCAGAAAUAUUUCAGCUCGAUUAUCUGUUGAUUCUCUGUGUCUGAAUCAUUGUAGAUCUAUUUAGUGUGAACUUGUGCAACUCGUUACUUUUGGAUUUUCAUCAUGAAGUAUAUUUUAGUGACCGGCGGUGUCAUCAGCGGCGUCGGUAAAGGAGUUGUCUCCAGUUCAUUUGGAGCCAUUUUAAGAGCCUGUGGACUCCAUGUGACAGCAAUCAAAAUUGACCCUUACAUGAAUAUUGAUGCCGGGACCUUUUCACCGUAUGAACAUGGAGAAGUUUUUGUCCUCGAUGAUGGCGGCGAAGUGGAUAUUGACCUGGGAAAUUAUGAGAGAUUUCUCGACAUCACACUAAAUAGCGACAAUAGCAUAACAACAGGAAAGAUAAACCAACAAGUAAUAGCAAAAGAAAGGAAAGGAGAGUACCUUGGUAAAACUGUUCAAAUUGUACCCCACAUGUCUAAUGCGAUCAUUGAUUGGGUAGAAGAUGUUGCUUCUCGCCCCAUCAAAAGUGAUGGUGAUGACGAUGACACUCCUCCCUCAGUUCCAGAUGUUUGCAUAGUGGAAUUAGGUGGCACAGUCGGUGACAUUGAAGGAAGACCAUACACAGAAGCAUUUCGUCCCUUUUCACGAAAGCAUCAUGAUAGCUUCUGUGUUGCUCACGUAUCUUACGUACCCCAGCCUGCAUCAACAAAAGAACACAAAACGAGACCAACACGUCAGAGUGUUAAGGAGUUGCAAGAUUGCGGGCUGUUGCCCGAUCUUCUCGUUUGUCGAAGUGAAAAUCCUAUCCCACUACCAGUGAAAGAGAAAAUUUCAAGUUUUUGCAAUGUUGGACUCGAUGAGGUCAUCUGUCUGCAUGAUCAGAGCUCAAUCUAUUAUGUGCCUCUAGUUUUGCGAGAUCAAGGCAUUCUAGAAUAUUUCCAAAAGCGGCUUUGUCUUGAGUACAAAGUCUCGCUUUCAACAAAUGUCCUUAGCAGCUGGGAAGCUCUAACCAAGAAACUGGAGACUGUAAGGCGUGAAGUGAAUAUAGUAUUAGUGGGAAAGUAUAUCAAGCUUCAUGAUGCUUACGCAUCCGUGAUUAAAGCGUUGCAGCAUGCUUCAUUGAAGGCAAAUUAUAAGCUGAAUCUCAAAUUUGUAAACGCAGAAAAUCUGGAGGUCGAUGCUGAAAAGACGAACCCAGACCUAUUUCAUGAGAGCUGGAUGACAGUGUGUAACAGCGACGGUGUUAUAGUUCCUGGAGGUUUUGGCAAACGAGGAAUGGAAGGUAAAAUAGCUGUGAUAAAAUGGUGCCGAACAUUGAAAAAGCCAUUUUUAGGCAUUUGUCUUGGCUUACAUGCUGCUGUAAUUGAGUUUGCAAGGAAUGUGUUGGGUCACAAAGAUGCCAAUUCUACAGAAAUGGAUCCAGAAUGCAAAGACCCGGUGAUAUCAGACAUGCCUGGCCACACUAAUAUUGACAUGGGAGGCACCAUGCGGUUAGGAAGGCAAACCACGGUAUUUUCGAAGGAGCACAUGGACUACUCAGUCGUCCGAAAACUCUAUGGCAACAGAAAAGAAAUAAAAGAAAGACACAGACACAGGUACGAAGUCAAUCAAAAGUAUUUGCAAGAGCUCGAAAGCAAUGGCCUAUACUUCGUGGGGACUGAUGUGGACGGACUUCGAAUGGAAAUUCUAGAGCUUGACACCGACAAGCAUCCUUACUUCAUUGCAACGCAAUUUCAUCCGGAGUAUCUAAGCCGUCCGAUGAAGCCGUCUCCGCCUUUCCUAGGAUUUAUUCUAGCAGCAACCAAUAAUCUUGAGUCGUAUCUGAAAUAUGGUCUUAACCAACUAUCGUAAAGAUCUAAUCAGCCUCAAGUCAUUUCAAUAUGUACCUUCCUCAAAAACGCUAUGAUGCCAAUUUUUUUAACGCAUUAGGAUUUUAGGUAUUUUUAAGUUAGUCUUCGAAAUUGAAAAACAAUUUUACCCAUUUUCCGUAACCCGUGCUGUAGUACUUUGGAUCUAUGAGUAUGAUGCAAUCAAGUCUUAAUGCACGGUGUUCAAUAAUCUUGAGCAACUCUCCACCUCCUCAGUAUUUUCCGAGCUUGCCGUAACACUUAAAUCUGUUCAAAUUUUGCAGAAAAGUUUAAUUUUUGCUAACACCAUCUUAUACCUGUGACUCGAUCUGAUAAAAUUUCACUCUCCAAGAAGUUUUUAGUGUUGAAAUCUAUACUUUUGCAGUUUACCAUUUGGUUUUUUGGUUCUCUUAAUCAAAGUUUCUCUAAUGCUACUGUUUUGACUUAAUAUUUUAGUUUUUUGGGUGCUGAUGCAUCAGCAUACUGUAAUUGACACUUGAAAUUUUUGUGAUAAAUUUCUAUUUCUAGGACCAUUUUAAUGACCGUGAAAUUCAGUGGUACGCCAUUGACUGGUGUGAUUUUAAAAGUAAUUAUUUUAAGGAAUUUCAAUUAUUGUGGCAGUGAAAGAUAAUUGUUUUUGUAGAUUUUAGUAUUUGCAUGUAACAAGGUACAGUUGAAAACAUCUUUUCUGUGUCAUGUAGCCAUGCAUAGUUAGCUGUUGAAGCAUUUAAGUAAAAUAAGUACCCAAUUUUUUGUUGUGCAUUUUGAUCAGGAUAGAUAUGAACUUGUUAAUUUUAUUUUAUGUGAGAUUUUUCUGGACUGAUCGUAACAGAAUGAAAUCGGACUUUUAUGCUUUGCAUUUAUUUUUAAAUAAUCAAAAGACACGGUUUAACAGCACCAAGCAUGCAAGGUUUCUGAAGAAAUCAACUUUUUAUUAUUUGCUGACUAUCAAUCAUGAUUUGAUGCUCAAAGUUUCAAAUGAACUCUUAAUAUUAAUUUUCUUUACGUUGUACCUCACCGUGAAGAUUAAUUUUGAAAAAGGAAUACUUCUUAAGUAGCUUUUAAGUCAAAAUCAAUGUGAUAAGUAUUUUCAGAGAUUCUGUGUCUAGUUUUAGUAGUGGUUACUUUUUUAUCAUUGAAAAAUCAAAUUGAAAUAUACCUCUUUCUUCUUAAA
This is a messenger RNA of Bemisia tabaci, 3071 nucleotides long. RefSeq names its product CTP synthase. NCBI's taxonomy places the organism in Eukaryota, Metazoa, Arthropoda, Insecta, Hemiptera, Aleyrodidae. Gene Ontology annotation, cellular component: cytoplasm; cytoophidium. Gene Ontology annotation, biological process: CTP biosynthetic process; pyrimidine nucleobase biosynthetic process. The record is from RefSeq and is a predicted model, not a curated record. Gene Ontology annotation, molecular function: CTP synthase activity; identical protein binding.